AUGGUUACUCUGCAUGUAAAACCGAUAACGUACCCUGCAGGAAGCGGAAAUGCGCACAGCACCGCGUUCUUCAUCUAUUCUCAGCUAUUCCCGAUUCUGUGUUGUGUUUUUGGAUUGAUGUCGUUGGUUACCGGGUAAGACGAUGAUCUAGGACAUAUCCUCCGUUGUUUAUGAUUUUACUAUCAGUCUGUCGGGAAAAUAAUGACCACUCUGUCGCAUGGAAAUGAAUAGUCUUCUCGACAAAAUCGAAUUGCUUUUCACUCCCGCGACGUGAUCAGUGUAGCGACAUUUCACUCAUUACUUUUCCGACAGACUGGUAUUUCAAAAAAAAACCAAAAUGUUGGAGAGGGAGGCAUUUUGCUGCGUUCUUGAUACUUUCCGGAUGGUACGUUUUUUGCCACUGUAAGGUGUAGUAUUUUCAUAAGUUUUCAUAGCGAUCGGCGUAGCGACAUUGCACUCAUUAUUUUCCCGACAGACUGGCAUUUUUUUAUUUUUACGCUGUGCGGAAAGAGGAAACCCCGCUAGCGAAUGGGAAAAGUUCAAAAUGUACUUACGAAAUAUAGAAAAUAAAAGAGAUACGAUGUCCACGCAUUUUAUGAAAACACUGCGUCAUAGGACCUCUGUACAAGUGUGACAUGGCUCUCGGAUCACCAUGUAAAAAGUUAUUCGCUUGGUACUUUUCAUUACCAUUUUUUCCCUUGACUCCGGCCAUAGGUACUGCCCCCUCUCCUCCUUUAGCUACGUAUACAGUGAAUGGACCUGAUCCAAUGGCAUAAAACGUCUCCUUUUGCAUCCCGGAAGGGAUCAAAAUGACUCCAAACCAUUCCCUUCUCUAAGUUAAAAAACUCCGCUUUGAAAAGCGCGCCCUUUCCUUCAAGGCGGGCUAUUCAAAGCGGGGUUUUUUCGCUUAGAGAAGGUAAAGGUUUGGAGACAUUUUGGUCCCUUCCGGGAUUCAAAAUGAGACGUUUUUUGCCAUUGGAUCCGGUCCCUCACUGUAAUUUCCACUAACUUUCGUGCCAAAAAUCUCGUCUAUUUUUGCAAAGUAACACACUAUCUUUCAGCUACGUAAUUGCUGUCCUCAACAACCACGAAGAGGCUUGGUUCUCGAUGAUCAGUGAGGGCGGUUCGUUGCCUCCGGAGAGUUGUAUUUUCGGGAUUCUCCUCAAUUUCGCUGCGUUCUUCUGUAAGUUCAAUAACAAUGCUACAAUCUUCAUUUCCCUUCAAAUUCAGGGCUAGUAACCUGCUUUUCCCUGCAUUAUCAUCUUCUCGACCAUCUGUAUUGGCAUUGCGGGAGCAGGUCGAAGCUACGUUUCCUUUUUUACUUCAUGCUCUUCAUUGGGAUCUUAUCCGGACUUGGCAUCGCCGUUGUCGCCGACUUCCAGCUCAGCAAUCUGCGAAUUGUCCACAACAACGGAGCAAUGGUCGCGUUUUUGGCCGGAUUACUGUAUUGUUGGUGUUACGCGGUCGUCUGUGUAAAGCUGGGCAUCCAGUGGGUCCCGAAAUGGCUGAUUAUCCUCAGGAUAAUUGUUGUUGUCUUCGUGACGGUGUGCGUUGUCAUGUGUAAGUUGAGAUUUGAAAAAUUUGUUAGGACUAUGUCGGGAAAAUAAUGAGUAAAAUGUCGCUGCGCCACUCGCGUCGCAAUUCAAAGCAAUUUGAUUUUGCCGCAAAGACAAUUCAUUUUCCCAGCCGUAGUUUUCGAUGCGACAGAGUGCCCAUUAAUUUCCCGACAGACUGAUAUAAAGAAGUUUCUUUUGGAUCCCUCAUUUUCAGACAUCCUAUGCUUCCAAUUCUCGAUCUUCGCGAAGAAAUGGCCGGAUGGAACAAGAGCACAGAAGCCGGAGAGGCCAGCCACUGGAAUCAUAAGACUCCAGCCGUGCCAUCCGGUAAGAUAAGGCAUCAGAAAGGGAUAUCGAAAUUUUUGGCCACGUCUAACUUUUUUAUGCCAGUCUGUCGGGAAGAUGAGCACUCUUUCGCGUUUUUCAAAUUCAGAAAAAUGAGGUGUGACAUGUUAUGCGGUGAAACUUUUUUUCAAAUUCAGAAAAAUGAGGUGUAUCGUCUUAUUUAUACGAUGAAAAUUUUUUUCAAAUUCAGAGAAAUGAUGUGUGACAUCUUAUACGAUAAAAAAUUGUUUCCAAAUUGAAAAGAAUAAGAUGUCACACCUUAUUUUUCUCAAUUUGAAAAAAAUUUCCAUCGUAUAACAUGUCACACCUCGUUUUUUCAUUUUUCAAAAUGGGUGAGUGUUCAAAAAAGGGGAAAGUUCAGGCUUUUUGGUGAAAAUCAAAAAACAGGGGAGAGUUCAGGUUCAACCAAAAAAUCGAAACCUGCAGCGACAUUGUGCUCAUUAUUUCCCCGACAGACUGACUUUUCACUAUCAGCUGUUUUCAAACCUCCAUUUCAGUACUAUGACAACUACAUUAUUGCGUGUGUUUCCGAGUGGCUUCUGGCAGUUGGAUAUUUCAUCGUCAUUGCGUCGCUGUCCAUUGAAUUGGGGAAUUUCGAGCUCCACACGCUAAUUUCGAGUCAAAAUAUGGAGGAUUCAUCUUUGGAAGACCUCAGUAUUACCUAUGUGACAGCUAGAAGUCAAUAA
Bursaphelenchus xylophilus (pine wood nematode) is the source of this 2587-nucleotide messenger RNA. Lineage: Eukaryota; Metazoa; Nematoda; Chromadorea; Rhabditida; Aphelenchoididae. The record is from the annotation of a GenBank genome assembly.